GCGGACAAUAUGCGCCAGCCAAUUAGACGGGAACGGAGAGAUAUGUGAGCACGCACCAGGCUCUCUCAUUGCGGAGUGGAAUGCAAGACGCAUAUGGACAAAGUUCUAGCCCAUGGCCUGCCUCCAUGACGCGGAGAGCAGAAGGCUCGGCAGGCGCUCGGAGCAAUAUGCGAAAACCGCUCCAUUCGAUGUGGAGGGGAAGUUCCCGCCAGUAUUGGAGGAAGAGAUUGCCGAUCGAGGGAGGAGUGGCAAGGGUGUCCAAAGGAGGAGGAAUCGCGACCAAGAGUGAGGAGACGGCACACAAGGUUGAAGCAAGUGGAGUUGCGGCUGCGGCGAGGCUCUUGACCUCGUGUCAGAGUCCUCGUGCAGAAGAGGGGGUCCGGGGACGCUGGUCCAGUACACGUGUUGGCUUCGAGGGCUGCUCAGCUGUGCUGUGCCGCUUUUCAUCCAGUUCCUCUCUAGAGCCCGUCAUUUUCCUCCAGCGAAUCGCCCUCAGGUUGGCUAGGUGGCGGACAUAUUGUGGUUUUCAUGAGCAAUAGUGACACGAACUGUGAAGUCCUUAGAAAGACAGUCCACGACCGCUCACUGCUUCUCCUGAUGGACCUCAAUCAGCGAAUACUACAACCACAAGGCUGACGAAGGGCCUAGCGAAGCCACGGCAACACCCUCAGCCGCCGUGGCGCGAGCCCAACCUUGCCAAUUCAAGCAGAAAUGUCAAGACUCGAGGCGCCCGGGCGUUAUCCGGCCAGAGGCUAAUGUGACGACGCAUCUGAUGGACGGCCACCGUCGGC
Messenger RNA from Trematosphaeria pertusa, 791 nucleotides. RefSeq lists its product as uncharacterized. The record is from RefSeq and is a predicted model, not a curated record. Lineage: Eukaryota; Fungi; Ascomycota; Dothideomycetes; Pleosporales; Trematosphaeriaceae. Bases 81 to 539 code for a protein of 152 amino acids. The transcript is spliced from 2 exons.